AUGCCUAAACGACCAAAAAUUGUCUCCGUAUACAAUGACGUUCAUAAAGAAAACACUCAGCAUGUUGUCCUCCCAAUUGUUACUCGAGACGAGGCAUCUCAUAGAAGAAAAUUAAGAAAAUUAAUCUUGGAUAAUAAGAAAUCAAAUGUGGGAACUACAUCGUCAUCCCUCAAUAUUGAUUCCACUAAUAUUAAUUCCACUUCCACUCCGUGUGUUACAUCUGAUAACAUAGUCAACAAAAUUGGUUUUCACAAUUUUGAAUCCACUCCUGAGGUGACUAAUAAUGUUAAUUCAAGUCUUUCAAGUAUUGUAACAAGUAACAAUAUUUGUAGUACCAGCAAUCGUACAACGACAAAAAACGAUAUUGGGAAUAAUAUUUCAACUGGCAUCACAUCAACCACCUGCACAUCAUCAUUGAACCGUAAUUUGCAAAGGCUAUCAUCUGGCAAACGUAAGUUGGUAUCCAAAGCACGUAUUUCGUCUCCUAUACCAAUGAUCGACUUGACCACAGAUGAAACCGUAGUACGAGAUCCUUAUAAAGGUGUUUCUACAGAUUAUUUAGAUCACGGUGAUCAAGUUAUUACUUGUGAAGUUUGUUAUGCAAAGUUAUGGGACGCAGAGAAAGGAAGCGGAAGAAAAGAGGGUGGCAAAAUAUGUCAUAUGUUAUGUUGUGGUUAUGCCAAAGUUGUGUUACCGGAUUACAAAACCGCGACACCUUAUUAUAAAAGUCUAUUCAUGUCAAAUGACAAUGAAAGCAAGCACUUUUUGAAGAACAUUCGACGAUACAAUUCUAUGUUCGCGUUUACCUCAAUGGGUGGUAAGGUUGACCAAACCGUGAAUACUGGUAAUGCUCCUUUUUGCUACAGAAUUAGUGGUGAAAAUUACCAUUCUAUUGGUAGUCUUGUGCCACCAAACGGAGUGAAGCCUAAAUUUUGUCAGUUAUACAUAUACGAUACUGAAAAUAAGUUGGCAAACAGGACUUCAGACAAUGCUUCCUCAUCAUCCACUUCAGAUGAAACCGAUAAUAAGCUGAUACAACAAAUCAAAGCAAUGUUUGAUGCCGAAAAUGUGCUUGUGAAAAUUUAUAGGAUGGUUAGAGAUUGCUUCCAACAAAAUCCUUAUACCACUUUAAAGCUUCGCCUUAUUGGCAAAAGAGAACAAGAUGGUCGGACUUAUAACUUACCUACUUCCUCAGAGGUUGCUGCUCUUAUUGUUGGAGAUAUCGAUAACGCACUUGAGAAAAGAGAUAUCGUUGUCGAGACACAAACAGGUUCAUUAAAAAGAAUAAGUGAAUUGCAUCCAUCCUAUCUUGCACUUCAGUAUCCUAUUUUGUUCCCAUAUGGAGACGACGGUUACAGAAUUGACAUACCACAUAGGGGUGUCAUUGAUGUUACUAACAAGAAACGUCCGAAUUGUACAAUGAGAGAGUUUUUUGCGUAUCGUGUACAAGAUCGUAGUAACCAGUUUUCAUUGAUUCUAAAUUCUCGACGCUUAUUCCAACAGUUUUUGGUUGAUGCUUAUACGAUGAUUGAGAGCGAGCGACUUAACUUUAUAAGAUUUCAGCAACAAGAUCUCAGGUCUGAUACAUAUGAGAAUAUCCGGAAACUAAGAUAUAACGGCCAACAAGAUUUGUCUAAGGUUGGAAAACGUAUUUUCCUUCCAUCUUCCUUUACAGGCGGGUCACGAUAUAUGAUGCAAAACUAUCUUGACGCAAUGGCAAUUUGUAAAUGGUAUGGUUAUCCAGACUUUUUUAUAACCAUUACCUGCAAUCCCAAAUGGCCGGAGGUUCAAAGGUUUCUUAAGGACACAAAUCUUAAUCCGGAGGAUAGGCCUGAUAUUUUAUCUCGAAUUUUUAAAAUAAAGCUGGAUGCCAUUUGUAAAGAUUUGAAAGACCGUGAUUUGUUUGGAAAAGCUUCUGCUGUUGUUUACACUAAUGAGUUUCAGAAGCGAGGAUUGCCUCAUGCACAUAUGUGCUUAUUCAUGGAGAAUGAUUACAAACUUCCAACUGUAGACCAUGUUGAUCAGUUUAUUUCUGCAGAAAUCCCUGAUUUAAACCAAGACCCGGAACUAUAUACGCUUGUGAAAGACCAUAUGAUUCACGGUCCAUGUGGUAAUGCUAGAAUGAGCUCUCCAUGUAUGGUUGAUAGAAAAUGUUCAAAAGGUUUUCCCAAGAAAUUUCAAGAUCACUCAACCUUGGAUUCUAACGGAUUUCCCUUAUACAGAAGAAGAGAUGACGGUUCCUUCGUUUUAAAAAAUAAAAUUCAGUUAGACAAUAGAAGUGUUGUACCUUAUAACAAAAAGCUUUUGAAAAGAUAUCAGGCGCAUAUAAACGUUGAAUGGUGCAACCAAGCGGCGUCAAUAAAGUAUUUGUUCAAGUAUAUUAAUAAAGGUCCUGAUAGAGCAACAGUUGCUGUGGUUCCGAGCAACAAUGAAAACGAACAAGCAGAAAAUGAUGAAAUUAAAGAGUAUUAUGACUGUAGGAGUCCUUCUGUUAUGCGUCUUCCUUUCCAUCUUCCUGGACAACAAACAGUUUGUUUCGGUCCUGAUGAAGAUAUUAAUCAAGUGCUAAACAAACCAUCUGUGAACUCAUCAAUGUUUUUAGCUUGGAUGCAACGUAAUCAAGAUCCUAACGACCAUGUUGCACGUACACUAACAUACGUACAGUUUCCGCGUUUUUAUGUUUGGAAGCUUGACAAGCGUAUAUGGGUUCCGAGAAUAAAAGGAAAAACAAUUGGAAGAAUUCAUUCCGUUUCUCCUUCUACCGGUGAAGCGUACUAUUUAAGAAUUCUUCUUAACAAAGUUAAAGGACCAACAUCGUUUGAUGAUAUUAAAACAGUUAAUGGUCGAGUGUACGAUACUUUUAGAGAUGCUUGCUAUGCGCUUGGUUUGUUGGAUGACGACUCUGAGUAUAUUGAGGCCAUCAAAGAAGCAAAUAUAUCAGGUAGUGCAGGUUAUAUUCGCAAUUUAUUCGCCACCAUGUUACUGUCAAGCACAUUAUCUAGACCUGAAGUUGUCUGGGAAAGCACAUGGAAGUAUAUGACAGAUGAUUUUCUGUACAGAUUCUCAAAGUAUCAUCGUGUUUCAGGUUUAUCAAUUCCUGAUGAGCAACUAAAGAACUACGUUUUAUGCGAAAUAGAGAAGUUUUUAACUCGGAAUAAUUCAUCGCUUCGGAGAUUUUUAUCAAUGCCUUACCCGGAUACUUCAUCUUUAGAUAACUUUCGCUGCCGAUUGAUUAACGAAGAGCUUGCUUAUGACAGAACAGAGUUACAAAAUGUUUAUCAAGGUCAGGUGAAUUUGUUAACGGAUGAACAACGUGCAGUAUAUGAAGAAAUUAUGAACGCAGUUCAUGGAGACAAUGGAGGAGUAUUUUUUGUUUACGGUUAUGGCGGGACCGGUAAAACGUUUUUAUGGAAAACAUUAUCUGCUGCAAUUAGGUCAAAAGGUCAGAUUGUAUUAAACGUUGCAUCUAGCGGAAUUGCAUCAUUGCUGUUGGAGGGAGGAAGAACGGCUCAUUCUAGGUUUCAUAUACCUUUGAAUCUUAAUGAGGAUUCCGUUUGUCAUAUAAAACCAGACGAUGAUGUAGCUAAAUUACUACAGCAGACCAAACUCAUUAUAUGGGAUGAAGCUCCUAUGGUUCAUAAACAUGCAUUUGAGGCUUUGGAUAGAACUAUGCAUGACAUUUUCAAUAUAUCUAAUCCAUCCAGGUCUGAUGUUUUAUUUGGAGGGAAGGUGAUUGUAUUUGGUGGUGAUUUUAGGCAAAUACUACCUGUUGUUCCAAACGGUGGACGUCAAGAAAUUGUGAAUGCCUCAUUAUGUUCUUCUUAUCUGUGGAGUAAGUGUAAGUUGUUGACGUUAUCUAGAAACAUGAGGUUAACUGUUGGAAGACCAUCAUCUGAAGUUGAAGAGAUUAGUAAUUUUGCAAAAUGGUUGUUGGACGUUGGCGAGGGAAAUGUUGGUGGUUCCAAUGAUGGAGAAGCAAUAACUGAAAUACCACCUGAGCUUUUAAUUGAUAGCAUAUCUGAUCCAAUUUCUAGCCUGAUUGAUUUUGUUUAUCCGUCAAUCUUGGAUAAUUACAAUGAUCCUAAUUACUUUAGUACAAGAGCUAUACUUGCGCCUAAGAAUGAGGUUGUUCACGAGAUUAACGACAGAUUGUUGGCAGUUUUCCCUGGUGAAGAAAAAGAGUAUCUUAGUUCUGACAGUCUAUGCCCUACUGAAGAUGGCAAUGUUGAUCAGCAAAAUAUAUAUUCUCCUGACGUGCUCAAUGGUCUCAAAGUGUCUGGUUUACCAAAUCAUAGGUUAGUGCUUAAAGUUGGCGUUCCAGUAAUGUUGUUGCGAAAUAUUGACCAACGAAAUGGUUUGUGUAACGGUACAAGGUUAAAGGUCACAAAACUUUACAGCCGUGUUAUUGAAGCUGAGAUAAUUUCUGGUGGUAAUAUUGGUUCUCGGACAUUCAUACCUAGAAUCAAUUUGGUACCUUCGGACCGAAAGAUUCCUUUUGCAUUUCAAAGGAGGCAAUUUCCAAUAACUGUAUGUUUUGCAAUGACGAUUAACAAAAGCCAGGGACAGUCGCUAUCUAAGGUUGGGUUGUACCUAAGACAACCAGUUUUCACACAUGGUCAAUUGUACGUAGCUUUAUCCAGGGUUACAAGACGAGAUGGAAUCAAGUUACUAAUACUUGACAAUGAUGGCAGGCCUACAAAUAAAACAACCAAUGUCGUAUAUAAAGAGAUAUUCAAUGGAUUGUGA
Helianthus annuus (common sunflower) is the source of this 4746-nucleotide messenger RNA. RefSeq lists its product as uncharacterized. The coding region runs from base 1 to 4746 and encodes 1581 amino acids. NCBI's taxonomy places the organism in Eukaryota, Viridiplantae, Streptophyta, Magnoliopsida, Asterales, Asteraceae. Gene Ontology annotation, biological process: DNA repair; telomere maintenance. The transcript has 8 exons. Gene Ontology annotation, molecular function: DNA helicase activity. The record is from RefSeq and is a predicted model, not a curated record.